AUGAGCCAUAACCUGCUCGUGUCCCAAAACAGUGUCCAUCGCCCCUACAAAUCGAGCCAAGCACCCUUGAUUCCGCCCCAGGAGUCUCUCGCCUUGGACUUCAAGGAGGCCCUCGGUCUGCAGCCGUCCAGUCCUACCUUCUCGCCCGCCACCAAGCCCUCGGCCGCUUCUCUCAUCCCACCCACCGCAAAGCCCUCCCUCUCCUCUCUCGCUUCUCACCCUCCGGCGAGCAAGCCCUCCUACGCCUCUCUCAUCGUUCCGCCCGCGGCGCCAGCGGCACCCUCGUCGUCUUGGCCUGGGCCCUUAUCCGUCCCGCAACGGCCACAACCGGUUGACGACGAGCCCGGCCCUCCCCAGCGGACCCUCACCAUGGCCACCUCCAACAAGGCCCAGGCGCAAUGCCUCCAGCUCUGCAAGAACAUCGCCGCCGCCGGCGACCGCGUGGCUGAGCGCAUGGCCGAGUACUCGACCUUGGUCAAGCACCUGCCCAGCGGCUUCGACAACCUCGCCAAUGGGCUGCUCGACGCCUGCCAGAUCCUCUUCUACAUUGAGGCCGGUCUCGACGAGGCCGUCCGCAGCGCCCACCCGCUCCCUCUUGAGAUGGUCACCGUGCUCGAGAAGCGCUUCCGCGCCGCCCAGGCCGACUUCAGGGUCCUCGACCAAAUGGUCGGCAAGUACCUCGAGUACGAGCAGAAGGGCGCCAUGGGCCGGAUGCGCCGCGGCUUCGCAAAGGCCUUUGGCGACAACGGCAUCGAGAAGAUGACGCUCGCCCUGCAAAAGAGGCGCGAGGACCUCAAGAUGAGCGCCCUCAUGUUCCAGUGGAACCUCGGCACAGACAAGAUCGAGAGCGAACCCGGCAUCGGCUACAUUGGCCUGUCGGCCGCCCUCGACGAGACCACCGUCCGUCGCAGCCGCAACGAGUCCAUCGCCUCGGACGACAAGGCGUCCAUCCACCGCACCGCUCCGACCUCGCAGCACCGGAGCAUCGAGGACCACCGCCUCGGUGGCAGCCCCUACACACAUCCCUUGCCGCUCCUGCCCCCGCCCAAGGACAGCAGCAGCAGCAAGAUGACACCCUUCAGCCCCGAUUCGCUGAGCGGCGAGAGCAGCAGCUUUGCCGCCCACUCGUCCGAGUUUGGCCAGGCCAGCCCCUCGACUCGCUACACAAUCAGCUCCACGGCAAGCUCGUACGACGGCGCCCACAACAAAAAGUACGGCAUGCAGGACCGCCUCGACACCUUCGAGGAGGUCCCCGAGCCGAGCCGGGAGCUCGACGCCCUCAUCUCAGACGUCACUAGCAUGGACCUCGACAGCUCCAAGGUCGUCAACCUCAAGAGCGAGCCCUUCACCAUGCCUCGGCGCCGGCCCCGCAGUAACAUUGACGGCGACAAGGUCAACUCUAGACACGCGCUCGUCUCCGCUGCCCGGAGCAAGGACCACAAGCUCGUUCAGCAACUGCUUGACCGCGGUGUCUCGCCCAACACGGGCCCCGAUGCCCACGCCUUGAACGAGGCCAUCCUCGGCCAGGAUGCUGAGUGUCUGCGUCUCUUGCUCAUGUACGGUGCCGACCCCAACGGGACCGACAGAGACGGCGUCAGCCCUCUGGUCGCCGCCGCGGAAAAGAACUUCUUUUCCGCCGCCGCCGCUCUCCUCAAGUACGGCGCCGACCCCAACAUGUCCACCGGCCCUGAGCUGGAGACCCCCCUGGCCAUCGCUGCGGCCGCCAACAACGUCCGCUUCGUCCACUUGCUGCUCAUGUAUGGCGGCAACGCCAACCAGACGACCGGCGAAGGCAACACGCUGCUCAUCAGCUCCAUCAACAAGAAGACGCCCAAGAAGCUCAUCGAGAUGCUGCUGGGCUACGGGGCCGACCCCAACGACAAGAAUCGUGAGGGUAAGACGGCGCUGUUCGACGCGAUCCAGAGCGCCAGAGCCGACAUUGUCACCGCCCUGCUCGAGAACGGGGCCAACCCCAACCUGCCGGGCCCGAAGCACAUGCUGUGGCCUGCGGCGCACCACCCGGAGUGCUUGCAAGUGCUCCUCAACCAUGGAGCCGAUCACAAGAAGUGCCCAGGUGUCCUGGAGCUUUCCACCAGUAUCAACAGCAUGGAGGCCAUCAACAUCCUCCUCGAUGCCGGCGUGGACCCCAACGCUAAGAAGGACGGCGUCUACACGCCACUGUGUACCUCGAUCCGAGACAACCGCAGCGACAUCUUCCAGCUCUUGCUGACCAGUGGCGCCGACCCCAACGUGCCGGCGAGCGAGUAUCCGGCCUUCAAAUGCGUGACACACCAUCGGGAGCACUUCCUGCCGGCGCUCGUGGCCGCCGGCUCCAAGUUGAACAGCCCCAAGGGCAUUCUGGAGACGGCCGUCACGUCCAACAAUGCCGAGGCCCUGCGGUGGCUGCUCGACCAAGGCCUCGACCCCGACGAAAAGAACGCCAAAGGCCACACGCCGCUGACGAGCGCCAUCCGCGAAAACCGCACGGGCUUCAUCGACACGCUGCUGGCGCGCGGUGCCAACCCCAACAUCCGAGGCCAGGACUGGCCGGUUUGCAUGGCCGUCAAGAACCCAGACGUCCUCAAGCGCAUCCUGGGCGUGCUGCCGGAGCCCCGCGCGUUCAAGGGUGUCGUCGAAAUGGCCGUCGUGGCCAACCAGCUCGAGUCGGUCAAGCUGCUGCUGGCGGCCGGCGUCUCGGUUGAGGACCGCAACGGCGGCGUCUUCUCGCCUCUGACGACGGCCCUUCGAGAGCACCGCCGCGACAUUGUCACCUUCCUGAUCAACGAGGGCGGCGCCGACGUCAACGCGCCCGGCGAGCACUUGCCCAUCGUCAAGGCCCUCCGGAGAUGCGCCGACGAGCACCAGGACGUCAUCGACGAGUUGCUCGACAAGGGCGCCGACCCCAACAAGGUCUACCGCGGCUGGAACGGCAUCAUGCAGGCGCUCGAGAACGGCGACGCGGGCAUGCUCAAAAAGCUGUGCGAAAAGUCGGGCGUCAAUCUCGAUGUCAAGGACGAGCUCGGCCGGACCGUGACCGAGAUUGCCGUGUCGCGGCGAUGGGAGGAGGCCGUUGGCAUUAUGCUGGCAAAUGCCUUGUGA
Molecule: messenger RNA, 3099 nt
Organism: Hirsutella rhossiliensis
Lineage: Eukaryota; Fungi; Ascomycota; Sordariomycetes; Hypocreales; Ophiocordycipitaceae
Product: ankyrin repeats (3 copies) domain-containing protein
Exons: 2
Coding region: 1-3099 (1032 amino acids)
Cellular component (GO): cytoplasm
Molecular function (GO): protein binding
Source: RefSeq, a predicted model, not a curated record